Molecule: messenger RNA, 30260 nt
Organism: Paramuricea clavata
Lineage: Eukaryota; Metazoa; Cnidaria; Anthozoa; Malacalcyonacea; Plexauridae
Source: the annotation of a GenBank genome assembly
GAUUUUUUCGGCAAAACUAAUUUGUACUAAUAUUUGAUGUGUCCCCUAGCGUUAAUCCGGCGUAUUUUUGAGCUGCAAAUAACUCGCUAUCCCAAUAAUUAUUUUUCAGCAAUUAUUGAACAAGUUUUAACCGGCGAACAAGGCUGUGGGGGUCUCCUUAGAAGUUGGAUUCUAAAUAAAUCCAAGGCAACCAAGAAUGACAAGCAGGUGUUGAUGCUUCUCGAAAAAUUAUGUGAGAGAGCUGUAUUUCUUGCAGCACCCAACAGUUUUAAGACGUUCAUUACAGACAACUGCAAAGGCGACGAAAAACGGUUCAUCGAGAAUCUGUCCAUUCUUCGGGUAGCAUCGACGUAUAGAGAUAAAGUAUUGGAGAUCUUACCUGAAACACGGGUUCAUGUGGGACGAAGACGGGUCAGUGCUUAUGGUGCUCUGAUGAGUGGCAAGAAAUGCUUGCUCAAACUACACCAACAUUCCAAAGAAGAGGUGCUGAGGGCAGAUGCUUUAAAGACAGUUCCUCUACGAAAAGAAAUCGAAAUUCUUAAGGUUCUGAGUGCUGAACCAUGUCAAAACCUCGUUCGACUUCUCGGCUCACGCACAAAAGCUCCUAUGCAUAUGAUCAUAGAGAGAACGCCCAAAGGCGAUCUUUUGGCGUACCUUGAAGGCCUUGCAGCCCUCACCACCCCGCCUGAAGCUGAACUAUUAAUCCAGAUUGCUCUAGACGUUUGCAACGCCAUGAUAUACCUUGGUGCACGGGAUAUAAUCCAUCGUGAUUUGUGCGCCAAGAACUGUUUUAUUUUUAUGCAAGACGGAAAGCUGCUUACCAAACUUGGUGAUUUUCGUCUUGCAGUUCUUUCUUAUACUGGCCCGAACUUGCCUACCGGUCUGAGUCGAAAACCAACUUCUUUCAGUGAACAUUUUCCCAACCAAUUUGCCGUGCGUUGGAUGGCUAUUGAAGCACUUCAGUUUCGUGAAUUCAGCAUUGCAUCUGAUGUAUGGUCAUUCGGUGUACUGUUGUUUGAGAUUUUUACCUUUGGUUGCAAGCCAUAUGUCAACAUGCCAAGUGGGCUGUCUUUGGAAAGUGACGAGGAAGUUGAAGAAUUCGUAAGUACAUGCGCUACAUAAUUAAAACAAUAUUAUAACUAAUCUCGUUUAUGUAAUUUGAACAUGAGUAGUAGGAUAACACCGAUUCUGGGCCAGUAGGAUAUUUAUGGAUAAUAAUGGAUAAUUUUGGACCACUAGGAUAGUUAUGGAUAAUAAUGGAUAAUUUUGGGCAAGACUAAUUAAGCACCACUGCGCACCUCCUACGCACAUCUGAUGACGUCACUUCCAGCCCCUAUGACGUCACAACCAACCCCCAGCAACCCCUCGCGCCCCUCUCGGAACCCUGUGCCUAUCGGCCACCCCUUCCCCCACCCGCGCACCCCAACCCCAAACACUUCCACCGCGCAUGCGCAAACCUCCGCCCCACGCGUCUGUUAGAGUCUUCCCAAAGUCUUUCCGAAGUCUUCCCAAAGUCUUCCCAAUGUCUUCCCAAAGUUUUCCCGAAGUUUUCCCGAAGCCUUGCAACAGCGGAUGGUUUUUGAAAAAAGCUGAGUCAGCAUUUCUGGAAAAAAUGUUUUUCUAUAUAAUAAAGAGGACCUCAUCCUCCUGUUCCUUAGUCCGCCCACAAGUCAUGGAACCGAUUGUCAUUGUUACUUUCAAACCCUUUGGGUUUGAAUAAAAGCUGAAUCAGCAUUUCUGAUUUUUUUUUUUAUAUAUAUAAUAAAGAGGACCUCAUCCUCCCGUUCUUGAAUCAGACAUCUUUGCUACUUUCAAACCCUUUGCGUUUGAAAAACAAAAUCAAAUCUAGGAAUAAUUUGACAACAAAAAAUUUUUUUAUAUAUAAUAAAACAAUGCCUAUUACCAAAGUGUCAGACUUCUCCAAGGAUUCGUUCGCUUUCGAAGAUGCCGUCGGAAACAGUUACGGAUCCAAGAAGAUUAGAAUAACGGCAUCAGACGAUGGUCCGCUUUUUCUUAAACUCGAAAAUUGUCUGGCUUAUGGAAUAAACAAGAACAAUAAGUUUGAAAAAGUCAACUAUUCAAUUCCACUAAGUGUUGGCCCACACGAGGAAUUCAUGUCGGCUCUGGAAUUAUUGGAAAAAGAGUGUGCUAAACAUGUGGGGAAACCGGGUAGUGACGUGAAGAGGUGUCUUUCUAGAAAGGGAAGGAGUCCUACCCUUUAUGCAAAGAUUGAUGAAAAAACGCAGAUGCGCUUGGAAAAUAGUGGCUCUAGUGUCAAUCCCAUGAAACAGCGGAGUGAACGCUUUCACCUGGACGCGAUUAUCAAGAUUGAUUGCAUUUACGUGUCCGACAAGGUGACCUCCAUUCAGGUGAAGCUGUACCAAGCGAAAAUUCUGAAGGAAAAGGUAGAGGAACCGGAUCAGGAAUGGCUUUUGUAAUGAGGUUAAUCAAGUACAGAAGCAGAAAACCGAACAAACCAAUUAUAAUGUUUGUAAGAACAUUAAAAUUUUAAAUUUAAACCGCUGACGUGUAAGCUGCUUUCGUACUCAACCUCGUCAUCACCGAUCACAACCGGACGGUCACUCCACCAUAUCCUGAACAGAUUUCCUAUACCAUAGGAACGGGCAUGUAAAGACGGUAUGGAAAACACCCACGACUCUGCGAAAUCGUCGGGUUGUCCCAAAUUUAUACCAAACUCCGGACCAACCAGCGUGAAGUCGUUUAUCUCCGCAAGCGUCACAUCCUCCGAAACGGUGAGAAAAACAAUGAAACUUAUUGGCGAACCAAAAAGGAUUGCGUUCACACUUCACACCCAUAAUUAUAGCGUUUGGUCCUGUUUCCGUGUCCUCAAACCUAACGUCAACCUCUCUGUCAGUUCCUUCGUGCGAAAGGGUGACUCCAGCGUCUGCAAAGUUGGUGUCUCUACACAUCUCCAAUGUGAACUCCGUCAUUUCUGCGGAACAUUCGAAGUAUAGCUAGACUCUCCUAUACACAUCCAUUACUUUUUUAUUUUAUAUAAAAAAGUUUUGUCUAUAUACUGUUGACCUUCAUUCCUCCUUUUCCGGCAGCUUAUCUUUGUACUGAUCAGAUGUUUUCCGACGGUGACUCCACCACUUAGUAUUCCAGUCAGUGGGAUGUUCCGGCAGCUUAUCUUUGUACUGAUCAGAUGUUUUCCGACGGUGAUUCCACCACUUAGUAUUCCAGUCAGUGGGAUGUACGGUGUUACAUAACUGACAAGGUUUUUAAAAUCUUUUCUGAGCAGAUCGUUUUCCUCCAGUUCUUUUUUCAUUCCUUCAGCGCCCUUAACAGCAUGCAACACCUCCAUGAGUUCGGAAAACUAGGCAAUGAUGACGUCAGCCAGUUGGUUGUUUGUGUCCUCCAGCUGUUGUCUUUCGUGGUCCUUGUAUAUAUUUUCCAGCGUUUUUUCAGAUGCUUUCUUGAUGUAUUUUGCGGUGUAUUUAAUUUCACCUGCGUCAACCAGUUUUAGUAGCUUUUCCAUUAGGUCACUUACGACAGGGAUCUCAGGUUCUGUAGAUUCGAAUAUGGUUUCCAUUCCUUUAUUUAACAUGCGGAUUAACUGUUUGGUGGAUCUAAUGUCGGCGUAAUAGUAUUUCCAGCCUGGCGUAGUCGUUAUUUUAUAGCGUAUUAAUGAUUUCCCUUUUCCCUUCUUUUUCCGUGUUUGCCAAGUAAUCGUCCAUUAUGAUGUUCGUAUCUUUUGCACUCGGGUUGUAAAAGGUUACGAGUUUAGAUAUAUUUUCUCUAUAGGGUUUUGCCAUGGACGUAAGUUGCUGAGUGAUAACGAUGGUCGAGAUUCCCAUGUGCCUAGCGCUAAACCCAAGUUUUACCAAUUCGCUGGUCCUUUUUUUGACGGAUUGACUGCUAGCACAGUCGUCGAGGACGAUUAGACUAUUGGUUCCUUCUGCGAACCAGAAAACGUGUUCUAAGCACGGAUUUACGUCAUCCUGUUUGCAGGGCAUGGCUAUAAAGUCCUUAUCCUUAUUGUAUUUCCAGUCCUGGUACGUCUUGUUUCAUUCGUAUGUGGAACAUAUUAAGAAUAUGUCGUCCCUUGUCCAGUCUUUCUGUCAAACUGUGUUGUCAUUAGUUGCUGUUAACCCAGUGGAAAUAUCACUUUUUAGUGAGCAUGUGAAAUUUAAAUUAAAUUCCUUUUUUUUUCCCUCCACAUGAUUAGAAUUGCUCAGGACCACAUUAUUUAAAUCUAACGUCUCAGUGAUUAGCGAUUUUGAAGCGAUAUAUCCACUGUGUUAACCUAUAUUUCAGUAUUGCAUUAGCAGGUUACCCGUAAAGGAGCAACUAGCUCUGUGGGUUAAACCGGUCAUGUGACAAAGAUUGUAAAAUAAAAAAAGUAAAAAAUAAAAAAUAAAAAAAAAAUAAAUAAAAUAAGAAAAUGCAGUCAAAGUGGUUUUCAUAAUCGUUCUCCCACAUUUUUAGUAGGUAAUAGGUUUUUCCACAUCCGGUCAUUCCGAGAAUGAUCAUGUUGAAUGGUGUUUCCAAUGGUUCCAUCUUUUAUUAUUUAGUAACUAAUACCCUGAAGGGUCUUUUCGCUGAUGUUUAUAAGUCCAUCGGAUAACACGAAGAUGUUACAGAGAAUGUCUUCGGAAUUUCCGUCUGUUUCGAUCUCCAGAAGAAUUCCGGGAUUAUCGCCGAGAAGCUUUUUUCCACUUCCGACGAUAUGGCUGUCAUCGACAGCUCUCAGAUCAACUACCAGUGCGAAUUUAUUUUUGUAGAGUUUCCUAACGCUUAUGUUGUCGUUACAGGCGUUGUUAGCUAUUCCGAAUAGUCUUUUUGCUUCGUCGUAGAAAUUUUCGUAUGUUAAACCCUGAAUGUAUACGGCAUUUGUCUUUCCCUCUAUCGUAACUUUUACUUUCUCGAUGUUUGGGAAGAUGUAUUCCUCGCUGUCGGUUAUUGUCUUUUUUUUCUGAAGAGCAGAACAACAGCUCUCAUGCUUACCCUCGGGUGCUUACCAUAAUCUUGUCGGCUUUUGGAAGAGUUACAGUGUACUCGAAUCCGCUCUUCAUUUUGUAUGGUGCGUAACGACCGUGAUCAUUGAGAAUUCUUACGAGUUUAAUUUUCUGCUCCUUGUAUACCUUCGCCAUCACCAGGUCGUAGUCACCUUCCGUUUUUGCAGUGAUAUCAGCGCUGUCGUCCUUCGACAAUAGCUUUUUUGUGUUCUCGUUUAUAAUUCCGUAUUCUACCAUGUUUGCUCUUUUCGUGCCCAUCUUCCAGAGAUCUUUGUAAACCUCGAUGAGACUUUCACCAUUAUUGUCGUAUACUAUCUAACCGAACACAUGUAUCGUUCGGGACUGGUUCCGUCUGUCGUACGAGUUCAAGAGCGAAAACACCAAAUCCUGGUUUAUGAAUAACCUCGGUAAACUCUUGUGUGAAUGACUCAUGAUAAGAGUAGCCUCUUAUCAUGAGUCGUUCACACAAGAGUUUACCGAGGUUAUUCAUAAACCAGGAUUUGGUGUUUUCGCUCUUGAACUCGUACGACAGACGGAACCAGUCCGGUACGAUACAUGUGUUCGGUUCCAGAUUUGGGACUACUAUGCGGAUGUCAUUUCCGGGAUUGGAUUCGUUUGGGUUAAAUGUAACGAAGUUACAAACUCUGCUUCCUACAACAUCGGAGGUCAGUCCCCUUUUGAAACCGGGCGUAAGUUCUUGGCUUCUCUUUUCCUUUUGUUUUAUUAUAUAGUAUAUUUUUUAAUUGUUAAAUUUUUCGAACUUUGGUUUAGGAUUACCUUCAGGUUAACCACCGCGGACUCGUCUUGUGCCUGUGGUUCGGUUGUACGAUCGGGCUUGUCUGCAGAUUUGGUUUUGCUGUAUACGUAAUAAAUUCCUCCUAACGCAGCUGUCGCAACACCGAUGUAAAUUAGCGUAUUUACCGGGCCGUCCUGAUCGGAAUUAUUUUCAACGCUACGUCUUCCUGUAGCUUUCUUUGCCUUUGCUUCUUUGGAUAUUGCGGCUAGUCUUUUGCCUGAUUCUACCCUUUUCGGAUCCUUCGAUUUUUGGGUCUUUUCUGCUCUUGUUAUUGUUGGCUCGCUCAUUCUUUAUUUAAUAUACAUACUUUUUUUCUGAGAUGGUUUCAAGGUCAUCUUAAGUAAUUUUAAGGUCAUCUCAAGGUCAUCUCAAAACUACUUGAAAUUUGCUUAAAAGUUACUCAAAAUUCUUUUGAGAUAGUUUCAAGGUCAUCUUAAAUAAUUUCAAGGUUACUGCUAAUGUCAUCUCAAGUUCGUCUCAAACUUACUUAAAGAAAUAUUUUAUUAUAUAAUAAAAUAAAACCAUGGAUUUCCUUAAACAAUUGGAAGAGGCAUGUCGGUCGGUCUUGGACGUCAUCAAACGAGCGGAAGAGAAUUGUCAAUCGGACACGGGUAAGUCAGCUAUAGAUAAUAUCAGACGAUUGGAAGAGGAGUACUUUGAUCGUGGGAAAAGUGGGUUGCAUAAGGAUCUUUUCGGACAGGCGGAAAAGGAGUACCUGGAUUCCAUUGGUCCGGAAGAGCCGGUGUAUACCAAAGUGCCUGACAAGCACUUUUGCUUUGAAGGGCGCAAACAUCAAUUUACCGAUAUAAACGGGGAAAGGACGUGCAACGACUGCGGAUUGAUAACCGGACCCGUUUUUGUUUCGGACUAUGAUUGUUGGGAUGAAGCAAUUAUAAGAGGUCAGGAUAAAAGUGACAUCAGUUUUAGGUAUGAAAGUUUUUGUGGUAGGAGAAAUAUAUCGGAUUCUGUCCUAUCAGCAAGGAAUAAAAAUGAGAUUGUGAAAAAUAUCACGAAAGUUGACGACGCAGAGGAACCUUAGAUGAAGACGCUCCCUAACCUCAACAUCUUAAACUACCUAAUAUGUAAAAGACUUAACAUAGCGAUGGAUGAGAAUCUGCUCAAGAUUCCGGAAAGCAGAGUUCCCCAUUAUCGGUAUAGAAAAAUAUUCCAGACGUUAGGUUGGGAAUAUAUCGAGUAAUUUUAACCUUUUUACCAAGCAUUAAAAUUGAAAUAGUAAUUUUAGGGCGAUGAUGAUGAGAAGAACCUCAACUGUUAUCGGGAUGAGCAGGCAGAACACCAGACUCGUCCACGUUAGUCUCCGUAAUAUUUGAAUUUUCGUCAUUUAUUUUAACGUACUUUUUUUACCGUUGCCCUGACAUAUCCGAUUUGGGUGUGAGGGUUGAUGGUAAGAUCACCACGUUCUAUACCGAUUCCGAAACUGAACAUUUUUCUUUUCCGGUGGUUUUUGUCGUACUUCACUUCAUUUGUGAUCUCAGGUUUUGCGAAUAACCAUCCCUUUUUAUUUAUUCUUCUUUUUGUUUUCUUCCUUUGUGGUCUUUGCUGAGUGUCCAGCUUUACCUUCCUUACAUGACGUAACGUACUUGAUGUUGGUUGUUUUGAAUUUAACGUAACCGAGAUUCAGUCCACCUCUAUUUAGUUUUACAUCGACGUUGACGGUUUUAUCCUUUUUUAACUUUCCCUUAACUUUGCUGCUGUCGCUAUUCAUUCUUUUAUUAAUACGAAAAGAAAAUCCACCUUGAAGUGAUAAUUCCACCGACGAACAUAGUGCCGAGGAGGUAAAUCAGAUUGUUUGUUGGUUGUGAUAUGCUUACCGUGUUAAGAUGUGGUAUAGGGUUCCGGUCUUUGUGUGGUAUAGGGUUUGGACUUACCACUAAACUCAGCUUUGCCUCCUUCGGCUUCGAGUAAUUAACAUCUGCAUUACUACCAAACUACAUAUCCUAUGUCGCUAGUGUGAGUGUAUUGUUGUAUCCUGCUACUUUUUUCUUAAGUAUAAUCAUAUUAGAUGGUAUUAAUAUUAAUCCGGGUGAUAUUGCCAUGUUAAGUACAACGUUAGUAUCCUUUAUUGCCUUCCUCAUGUUGGAGACGGAUACCGAUACAUCGUCUUGCGCAAUGGUGUCUUUGAAAAGUUUGUGAAAUACGUCCUGAGUCUGCAAGGAUUUUGCCCCUUUACCAACGAUAGGCCAACGUGUUUGUGCUUGCGCACCUAAUACGCAAUAGACGUAACUUUCGACAGAUUGUUGAAGUAAUUUUAGUCCUAAGGGUGUUAGCCCGUCUGAUUUCUUAGCUAUGAAUUGGGUGUAGUCCGCAUUGCUGUUGUUAAUGACUUUGUCUACUUCCUCAUAACUAAUUCCCAUCACACCCACCGGUAUCGUAGUAUGAAUAUCUGUAGUUACUAACCCUACUUUUAUCCGGAAGUCUGCUAUUCCAAAGACCUAUUUCUGUUUGUCCUCGAUGGAAUUUAUUAACCCAUGUUUUCUGUGUGGGCAUGUUUCUCUGCAAGGACUUUAACAUAUCUUUCGUUACGUACUUCGUCAUUUUGCUUGGAUUUCUAAGGAACCUACGCAUGUGGUAGUAUAGGUGAUACCUGAAACACUUGUGAUUACUUUUGAGGUUCCUUUGCUUUCCAGCAGAUGUUCCGUACUUAUCCCACACUUGUACGUAAUAAUGUAAACAGCCAGUAGCGAUGCGAAAUAGGGAUCGUUUGUAUAAGUGAACUUUACCUUGGUGAUAUCCUUUGCGGUGCCGGUCCACUUCGUGUCUAGAUCGGUGAAGUUGGAGACAAAGCUGUUGUGGGAGGUAUUAAUGCAGUCACAUUAAUGCAGUCACUGCGCCUGGAUAUUUUCUACUAAAAUCCUCUUUCUUCUUCCGUAUUUCUCGGGGUGUUGCGGCCUUUACUUUUUCGUAGUUCUGUCCGUAAUAGUUGCGGAAUAUGUCUUCACUAGUACUCAUUUUAUUUAUUAUGUAAUAAAAAUGAAGAAGUUAAGGGUGUUUAUUGAAAACGGAACUACGAAGUUUUUUCCGGACAAGUGUAUUAGAACUGACGCAAAGUCAGAGUUACUCCUAAGGAACGCAACCAUCUACUGGGCUUAUAAGAACGUACGUUCGGGUGUCAACGAUAAUAUUACCUACGGAGAGAAGAAGAUUACCUUCGACGAAGGCUAUUGCACCUUCGAUGCAAUAAAGAAAAAACUAGAGGCAGACGGAAUAUAAAUAGAACGAAACAAGCACAACAAUACCUGCAGAAUUUAUCCGGCAACCAAGGUGAACUUACAUUUAAACGAAUUUGCUCCACUAAUAGGAUUUCCAGAAACGGAAAUCCUAACCUCCGAAGUGUGGGAGAGAUCUCCCUUUCCUAUAGAUAUUAAUCGCGGUCUUAGAUAUAUUACUAUCGACUGUGAUGUUGUUAAUACAUCCCUAAAUUUUGACGUAGACGGUAAAGGAAGUUUUACAGUGGGCACGCUACCCGUGACACCUGACCAACAUCUAAACGGAACAACAACGUUUUUCAAAGACAUUGGAAGUAGGGUUUAUGUUAAUAACGGUUCCAACAACAGAUUGUCCUUCAGUAUCAAUACGAACAUCAGCGAUAAGGUUGAUAUGUCCGCACUCCUCGAGUUUUAUAUCACAUAAAUAAAAUGGAAGACAAGCACUUUAUUUCCGAACAAGGAUUAAGACAUAUGUACUAUAAUCCAAGUACCGGUUAUCAAUCCGCUGAGAAGCUCUACCGGAAGGCAAAGAAGGAGUGACUGGACGUCAGUAGAAGAAUUGUGAAGGACUGGUUAAAGACCCAAGACACCUACACAUGGUAUAAACCUAUUGUUAGAAAAUACAAAUUUCAGAGGACAUUCGUUAAGGACCUAGCGGGCCAAGUGCAAAUGGAUCUUGUGGAUAUGGGGAAUCCAGAACAAAGGGUAUUACUGGAUACUAACAGCUGUCGAGAUCCUGAGCCGUUAUGGAUUCGCUAUUCUCGUCUACAGAAAAGAUACGAAAAACAUGACAAAGGCUGUGGACUUAUUAUUGGAGGAAUUCAAGAAAAGAUUUGGGAAAUACCCAGAAGUUGCACAGUUCGACGAGGGAAAGGAGUUCUACAAUGUCGGUGUUAGGAAUCUCUUACAAAAACACGACGUCCGCUAUUUUUCCACAAACUCUGACAGAAAAGUAGCUAUUGUUGAAAGAUUUAACAGAACUUUGAAGACAAUGAUGUGGAAGUAUUUCUACAGCAAAGGAACUUACAAUUGGGUCGACACCCUAGACGAGCUUACGAAUAACUACAACCAUACCAAACACAGGAGUCUACUAAUGAGACCUGAUGACGUCAAACAAAGACCAAGUAUGGAUUACGCUAUACGUUUACGGAUUAGGAGAAUUUCCAUUACCUAAGUUUAGAGUUGAUGAUACGGUCCGAAUAACGAAGUAUAAAAAUAUAUUUACCAAGGGAUACGACGCAAACUUUACGGAAGAGAUAUUCAAAGUUGUAAAAGUAUUCAGAGGAGAAGAUCCUAACAUGUACGAAAUAGGAAGUCAUGACAGAGAACCGAUUAUCGGAAAGUUUUACGAAGAGGAACUAUCCGCUGUGGAUAAAUAGGACGAUGUGUACAGAGUAGAGAAAAUUCUGAGAAGAAGGAAAGGUAUGGUACUGGUAAAGUGGUUAGGAUACGAUAGUAAGCACAAUUCCUGGAUUCCGGAAGAAAAUAUUAAGGAUAUAAAAUAAAUGGCUGACAUUGAACUAGACGAAACAAACCGCGUUGACGACCGCGAAGCCGAAAGAGCUGGAGCGGAGGAAGAAGAAACAAGUUUCAUUGACGACGACGGAAGACGGGACGAAAGUAUAUUAAUUCCCAUCCGAUUCAAUCCGGACGUUGAUGGAUCAAGACCUAGCGGUUCCACAGCGAACAUCAGACGAGAAGUUGGAAUAAUGAAACGGGCCUAUAUGUCGGAUAAAAAGGAUUUCCUCAAAAAUGAACUUGGAGUAAAUAUCAAUAAGGGAGACGGUCCAUCUUCCACCAUCAUCUUCGACAAAAUGAAGCUAACCGUAAAUAAAGCCGGAACAAAAAUUAACGGUGCCACAUUCAAGGACGUCAAAAUCAUUAUUUCGAAGAAUGGAAAAAUGAUAUACUCGACGGACAAGAACAAGGAUUCCGUCGUAAACGAAUACAAAGAACUGAUCAGGAAAGCUAAAAUAGAACAUUCAAAACACCUGCAGCCCUAGUGGAGGAACAACUUGAUCGGCUAAACCUAGACGCUCCCCAGGAACUUGUGGAUAGUGUAUUAGAAAAUAUCGUCGAAAGAAUGGAUGAUGAAUUAUCCCGGCAAAGCGAAGCUAUCGGUAAUAAUACAGUUAUAACGGAAAAUGAACUAAGGGAACUGAGAGGUAUCCUAAACGUAAAAGGAAACUCGGGUAAGCAAAAAUUUGAGUAUCUCGAAAUAGAAAAAAAUCAACGGAAAGAACUGGCUGAAACCGAACGAACUGCAGGACGUGAACAGAAGGCUCUCCUGUAGGAAGCAAUGGCAGACAUGGCAGAUUUGAAAGCGGACGAAAUAAGGUUAAGAUCAAACGAACGACCAAAGGGAUCAAAAGCUAUGUCCAUCAUGGAAGAAGAGGUAGAAAUAAAUGAUCUUACAAGGUUCGAAAGACUUAAGAAAUGGGCAAAAGAAAAUAUAUUUGGAAUAUCAGCCAUAGCAAUAUCUGUGGCGGGUAUCAUCACCACGAUUAUUAUGGGUGCUAGAAGCGUAGCAAAAAAGGGAGCAAGAGCAACAAGCAAAUUCGCAGAAGCAGUUGCAAAUUUAGCUGGGAAGGUUGGACCCGUACUAGCAUCCGUACUAAACCUCAUCGCCAAAAUUUUGUCAUGGGGAGCAAAAGGUAUUGUGUUCCUGGCGAAGAAUCUUUGGAUUUUAGCUCUAGCAUUAACCUACUUCUUGUACAACGAAUACGGAAAAAGGAAAAAAAAUACUAUAUAAUAAAUGAGUAACACAAACGAAUUCAUCGUACUCGGCGCAAUCGCCGCAAUUGCGGUAAACAGCGGUCUCACACCUGGGCAAGUCCUGGGGUUGUUGGGAGUUAUGAAAUUCGGGUUCCACCUCGGGGAAAAUAUGGCAGCAAUUGCCUCUAUGGAUAAACCUAAAAAAUCAUGCAACUGUCAGGAUACCUAUGAAUUCGGGGAAGAACACUAAAAAGUAAAUACUAUACAGAGUGUAUAAAAAAAAACUGAACAGAUUUAAAAUUGCUCUCAAUUUCGCAAAACAGCUAUUUGUAUCUGGUUUUUUAUAUAUAUAGCCUCUUUGGGUACUUAUAAUGUAGAAUAAUGAGAAAAAUUUCUCGAACUCAAAUUUUGUGAACCAGGGGUGUGUGCCUUUUCCAACAAAAUAAAAAUGGCUCGCGCACAAAAUUUGAAAGCUGCAAUCAUAUUUUGAGUUAACAGAUGGAAAAUUUGUCGGGAUUUUAAUUACUGUACGAAAUUUCAGACAAUUUGGUUUAGUUUAAGCCCCUUAACUAUUUACGCAAAGUUACAAUUUUCCCGAAAAAUCAGCUAUUUGCAUGCUUAAUUAAUGCAUUUUAAUUGCCUAAUUUGCAUAUGUCAGCAAUAUGCAAAUUAGGUAAAGGCAUUAAUUAAGCAUGCGAAAGGCUGACUUUUUAGAACAAACUAAACCAAAUUGUCUGAAAUUUUGUACAGUAAUUAAAAACCCGACAAACUUUCAAUCUAUUGACUCAAAAUAUGAUUACAGCUUUUAAAUUUCGUGCGCGAGCCAUUUUUAAUUUGUUGGAAAAGACACCCCCCCCUGGUUCACAAAAUUUGAGUUUGAGAAAUUUUUUUCAUUAUUUUACAUUAUAAGUACCCAAAUAAGUUAUAUAUAUAAAAACAGAUACAAAUAGGUGUUUUGCGAAAUUGAGAGCAAUUUCAAAUCUGUUCAGUUUUUUUUUAUACACCCUGUAUAAUAAAACAUUGGAGAUAGAAAAUAUUUCAUGAACGAAGCUUUUGAUGCUGGACUUAUCACGCUUGGCAAGGGUAAGCAAAAAAUUUGCGGGGGACAGUCUGGGAGUGGCUAGUAGUCCGAAAGGAAUUCUGAAACUAGCCGUAGUCCUUGGAGUCGGUGCGGUCGGAGUUCACUAUUUACAAUUUAAAAAACUAGUACCGGAUGAUCCAUUCAAGUAAACCAUUAUAAUAAAGGGAGAUGACAAGUGUUGUAGUCGGAGGAUUAUUCAACGCCGUAGCAUUUGCCGCAGUUAUAUUUCUGUUCGGCAAAUUAAACCAUGGCGGAUAGGAAGACGAAAUGAAAAGAAACAACAGAGCGUUGGAAAAUUUAGUCAAAGCUAAAGAAAAAUGGUACGAAAGUCAAGUAGAAAAAAAGAACAGAAUAGCAAUACUCAGACAGGAACUAGUCGACGCCAAAUCGGAUAUGGAAGCAACAAACCGUGCUCUGGACUCCCUGCGGAAAGCGCAGGAGGAACUAACCCUGGAUAAGUAACCAACAAUUCACGAUUACUACAAACCAUCAAGCGAAAUGGAAAAAUACCAGCAGAUCGCGAUCGGAAUAUUGGGACUGGUGUCCGAAUUUUUAAUUACAAAAAUUUUUGCUAUAUAAUAAAGAGGACCUCGUCCGCAAGUCCUGGAACGGACUACCAUUGUUACUUUCAAACCCUUUGGGUUUGAAAAAACAGAAUCAACAUUUUCUAUACAAUAAAAUAAUGUCCAUCACCAAAGUAUCAGACUUCUCCGAAAAUUCGUUCGUAUUUGGGGAUUCCAUCAUGAUUAACAGGUUAGGGUCUGGAAAGAUCGGACUUGUGGUAGAAGAUGGUGGACCUCUCCUACUCAAGCUGGAAAACUAUCUACAAUCCUGGACAAAACAUCUGCAACACUUCGAAUUUCUUGACAAAAAUGUCGUAAUAUUAUCGUAAAUUUAGAAAACCUCCCCCUUUCCCCCCACCAUUCAAUGUUGAUUGCAUUCGUAGAAUACGGAUAAAACGUCCAACAUUGUUUUGGUGGGCGGAGGGGGGAAAACGAGUAAAUUAUUCCGGUCUAAAAGGUAAAAAAAAGCCACAAAGGAAUGUUUUAAUAGAGUGUCGCAGAUGGUUUUGUCCAGGAUUGUAGCCUAUGGAAUUAAAAAGAACAACAAAUUCGGAAAGGACAACUAUACUAUUCCGUUAGCGGUCGGAACACAUACGGAAUUUGUAUCGGUCCUGGAAACGCUAGAGAAGAAGUGUGCCGCUGUCGUCGGAAAACCGGACACCAAUGUAAUGAGAUGUUUCUAUCGGAAUGGAAAGGGACCGGUUUUGUAUGCGAAGGUCAAUCGGAAUACGGUGAUGUUUAGGGCGGACGGAGGUGGAAAUAUGAAUCCGAUGGAACAAAGGGACGGUCACUUCUACUUGGAUGCUUUGAUCAGAAUUUCAAGCAUAUACCUAUUCGGAAGUAUGGUUUGCGUUCAGGUAAAGCUUCAGGAGGCAAAUUAUUUGAGGGAAAAGGUGGUGGAACCUCGGAAGAAGCUUCUAUACACCCGUUAGAAUUUAAUUUAAUGUACCUUUGAAUAUUAAAAUUGGUUCAUCCGGGUUCCUAGUUCCUCAGACGCCUGUGUCCGAUCGCCGUGGUGUUUAUGCCGUCCGCCAUAACCACCCUCUUAUCGUCGUUUGCCGAUAGAGCUAUCUUAACAACCCUUUCCGUAUAUAUUUCAUGUAGCCCUACUUCUGGAGACAUUCAUUCCCUUCCAUUGUUUCUCGCCGCUGAAGAGACAUUCCUUAUACAUUUGGAAUGUUAUUUCUUUUUUGAUGACUACUUUCUUAACACCCUUACACUUUUUCUCCUCAUCGCCGUCUUCCGCCAUUUUGUAGGCAUAUAGCUUUGACCUUAAUCCCACAAACUCUUCAAUUUGUUUUGCACCUGUUUCCAGCUUCAUCAUCCCGAUAACCUUCUUGUUUACACCUGUUGGGAUUCCGGAUGGAUGACUCUUACCUAGAUUGCUGGUGUCGAAUCUUUCGUGGACAUCGUCGGAUAUAUCCUUGAAGAUAUCUUCGGUAUUAAUUUCAUAACAUAGGGAGUCUGUGUCCGUGAAUAGGAGCUUGACAUCAUCACCAUACUUUGGUUUGAUGUAAUUAUAGUGGAAGUUGUACAUGAGGGUCUUACUGAUGUCCAGGAUACUCAUCCCUAAGUAGAUGGUUUUGUUCAGUUUUACGGAUGUCCUCCUCAUGUGAACUGCUACGAGGUUUUCGGAGAAGAUGGUUGCUGACUUAAAGUUAUGCUUUUGGCCAGCUUGUUCCACUUCUUCUCGUCGUUGACUAGCCUGAUGUCAACCCUAUUCAUGACGUUCUCCAUCGUCUUUCCAAAUACCGAGUUGUUCAUAAGCUUAAAGAAGUCUUUCUCGAAGUCUGUAGUACCUUUGGUCCGCAGGUCCGUGUUGAGCUGGAUAUACUCCCUCAUCCAGGACUUUUCGUAGAAUUUCACUCCGCGGUGAACCUUAGUGAGCUUUAACCUUAAGCUCAGGUAUUGUUUCAGGUUUUUGUGGUGGAGGACGUAUUUAUCCUUGUUGUUGAGGUUCGGAAUGAGCUUUUUCACCUUCUUAACCAUUAUCCUUUCGGGUGCAUGGGGGUAUUCGUUGUGUUUGUCGUGUAGAUCGUCGGGGUAUUCCAGGUCCACGUCGAGGAUGCAGCUGUAGUCCGUCCACUCCUCCAGUUCUUCAUCAUUCAUCCAUUUGAAGUCCCUGAUGGGUAGGGGUUGGCUCAUUGCCCAUCCAUACAGGUUGUUCGAAUCCAUAUAGGGGUUGUAUAUAGACCAGUCUUCCCGGAUACGACCGACCGCCAGUUUCGUACCGGUAAUGAUUGUAAUAAUCAUGCUAACCAUAGAUAUGAUUACGGCUGAUAGACCGGAGAACGUUUCCCUUAUACACUUUCUGAACCUUUCCAACCUGGUUAGGUCCUUAGGGAGUCUGAUAUCCUUAUUGUUUGCUUUGGCAUACCUUUUGGUAAUGGUGCUGAUCCCACUUCGAAUACCCUUUUCGAUAAGAAGGUACAUAGCCGGAUCGGAGAUGAGGUCCAGUACCACUUCCGUCAGCUUUAGCGCGGCGUCCCAGGCGAGCCCGGGUGCUGUGUAGUACCACGACGAAUCCAGUCCGUAGUUGGUCUUACAAACCUUCCUGCAGUUUUCCAUCACAUCUGCCAGGAGGAGGACGUCCGUUUUCAGGUACAAAUCGUGAUAGUUCCUCAUGGUCUUCAUGUUAAAGGUAUUCCAUACGGUCCAGGCUCUUUUAUAAUCCAUGUCGCUGAUGUUUUCGUUGUUCAGCUUGCUGAAGAAUUUCUCCUUCGGUUGGAGCGCUGUUUCUCCAAGCCUCUCAAAACCAUCUAUGUAUUCAUAGUGGUAAACACCCUUCUGUUUAAGCAGCUCCUUCUGUUCUUUGGUGUUGCGUUUUGACAUCAGAUCCAAAUUUCUGAAGUCGUCCUUACCCAAACCCUUGACGAGCUUGUCCAGGUAGCUUGCCAUGAACUUGAAUGAGUCAAGGAACCUUAGCUCUCUUUUGACCUUCUUUUCCUUUCCGUUCUCGUUAUUAAACUUACCGACCUCUAUCUCCUAAGUAAAGGAGAUGAAUUUCUCUUCCGUUUUGGGAAUACAUUUGAUGUCUCCGCUGCUUAUCCCAAGGUUUUUGAUGAAUAAAUGAGCAUGGUAUCCUUCGAGGUUAUGGAAGAGUACCGGGAUGAAUCUUGGUUUCUUCAUUUUCAGAUUGCACGUAUUAUGUGCCGCACCCCUGUAUUUACCUAUGGUAGUGGCAGUGGUCGUUGACUUUAUAGUCCUUUAGAGUGAAUUCUCCCUUACAUGCGUAAAAGGUGGUUGCUUCUUCAUAACUUUUGAUAUCCAUAGGGGUCAUCCUGAUGGGCUCUUUAUACCUGAACCUGUUUUAGAUGUCUUGGGUUUCCUCCUCCAACAUGUCUACGAAUUUCUUGGUAAUGUUUCCCCCCUCGAAUUGCUGGGUAUAGUGUACCAGCUUAGGCUUGUAGAUGGAGUUGUUGAAACACUUAACGUAGUAGCAGAAUCCGCUAGGGUUGUGUUUCUGGUACUGAACGGUCCUUGACUUGUUGGGGUUCUGUUCCUUUGGAUCUAAUUCCCAGAUAUAACAUUCGAAGUCCGCGUAGAUGGUAAAUGGAACGGUUUGUGUAUUUCCAUAAUUUUCAAACUUUAUGGUACUACCAGGUUUCGGGUAUUCGUGCCUCUGAUAAUCAUUGGUCGAACACAACUCGAGAUGUCUUUCCAGGAGUUCGCUUGAUCCGAAUGCGUUGAGGCAACGGUUGCAGAUGUGUUUUUUGUGCCCGUAAUCAUUAAUCUGCACGCUUGCGAGCCUGGACAUAUCCUUGAUGACGCUGUAGUGGUUCUUCCACAGAAAGAGGUUUAUGGAAUCGGUUUUACUGGAUAUUCGUAAGGGAUAUACCUUGUGGCUUCCGUCAACACUAAACACGUUGACACCGAUAUUGUUACUCUUUUCAAACUUUUUGAUGUUAUUUAUGUUAUGGGUGUUGGGAACUCGGUUCCUUCCCAGUCUAGUCCCUCAGCCUGUUCUCUGAGAAUCCUUGUAAUUCUUUCUGGGUCGUGUUCGAUAGGAUUUAAUGCACGGAUUACAGCCCACUUAAAGCACUCAUCGUCGUCGUUCUUCAUGUUGAUGAUCGCUUUCUUUUUCCCGAUCGACUUAGGUAGUGGCAUAUGACCCUUUCCCUUAAGCGGUUGGAAUUCUCCGAUGUGAACUUCGAGCAGAUCCACCCUUCGAAGCCUACACCCACUACCACGCUUUUGGUACUCUGAAAAGGACUUCAGCAUUUUUUCCUUCAUGAUGUUAAAAGACUCUUCUGUGUUAUCUAUCCCGAUGAAUUUAUGGGUUUUUGACCUGAAGUGGGCGACGGUGGAUACUUCUUCCUCAGUUUUCGGAUCGUUCCUUACCAUUUCACAUGCUAGGGACAUGCUUACGUUUCUCGGUUCCGUUUCGGAAUUUAUGAGCGUCUCAACCUCGUCCUUUGUGAUAUUCAGGAAGUAGGUCGGGUCGUACGCUCCGUUAGGAUUGACGACGUACUUUUUUACCUUCUUUUUGAUACCGCGCUUAUUUAGGACGGGUUUUAGGUCUUUUUCCGGAUUGACGUCGUACCACUGCUCAUUCUCGUCGCUAAGGUUUUCUCUUGCGUCGUACCAUUGGUCUUCUUCCUCUUUACCGCUGUAUAGUUUUACGACCUUCUUUCUCAUGGUCUUGAAUGCGUCGGAUACGCCUUUCCUAAUGGAUGACGGUACGUGGGCGGUUAGCCAGUUGUACCAUCCCUUCAGUCUUUCCGCAAUCCCUGAUGUUCUUUCAACUACCAUUGUUUUAUUAUAUAGAAAAAUUUUUUUUCCAGAAAUGCUGACUCAGUUUUUUUCAAACCAUCCGCUGUUGCGAAGGCUUCGGGAAAACUUCGGGAAAACUUUGGCAAGACUUUUGGAAGACUUUGGGAAGACUUUGGAAAGACUUUGGGAAGACUCUGACAGACGCAUGGGGCGGAGGUUUGCGCAUGCGUGGUGGAAGUGGUUGCGGUUGGGGUGCACGGGUGGGGGAAGGGGUGGCCGGUAGGCAGAGGGUUCCGAGAGGGGCGCGAGGGGUUGCUGGGGGUUGGUUGGGACGUCAUAGGGGCUGGACGUAACGUCAUCAGAUGUGCGUAGGAGGUGCGCAGUGCUGUUUAAUUAGUUUUGCCCAAAAUUAUCCAUUAUUAUCCAUAACUGUCCUAGUGGUCCAAAAUUGUCCAUUAUUAUCCAUAAAUAUCCUACUGGCUCAGAAUCGGUGUUUUCCUACUACUAACAUGAUGUUUGUGAUGUUACUCUGAGUGUGCAUCCACAUCGGGCAAGCUGAAAAGUUAGCUUGGCAACGGUGGGAAUCGAACCCGCAACCUUUGGGAUACUAGUUCAAUUCCCUGCCAACUGAGCUACAGUACGUGGUCAAGUCGGUUCGAACUAAGAAAAAUCAUUUUAUGAAAUACAAUGUGAGGAUCACCGAUGUCACUGGAUGGAAUUAAGAUGGGCCACUGUGAAACUCAUUAGAGUAACAAUAUACCUCAUUCUCUGUAUUAGUCAAAAAUCUGGUCCUUCAUCGUCGCGUGCGUAUUGUAUUUUGCUAAAUCUACCAGCAACAAUUUCCAAUUUGCCCUAUUGCACAAGUCACGGAUAAGUAACUUUCCAAAACAUUCCUAUCGGUAGCUGGGAAAAAUACAAUACCCAUGUCACAGAGAAAGACCAAAUUGAUGGAUAAACGUUGACUAACAUUGAUAAUGAGUUGAUUGUUAUUUUAAAGAGUUUAGCAGCCAUCGUCCCUUCGGUAGGCUACGUUUAAAUUACUUUUUAAUGCUACCAUAGAAACAGUGCUUGGGUAUCAAGUACAAAAUGUCAAGCUUUUUAGACGUUGUUUUACAUACGUAAUUGUUUUUCCUUUUCAGCAAGUAACAACACAGGCGGCCCAAUCUCAGAAUGAAUGAUCAGGUGUUGCGGGUUUUUAACGGUUUUUUGUAAACAAAUUUAUAGUCAAGCAAAACUAUUUUAAAAACAAUCUUAAAUUAGUCAAAUAAAUACAUUUUAACAAUAAAAUAUAGUUGACAUGAUAGUAUAAUACCUUUGCAUUAUUUUAAUUACUCCAUGAGCUCAUUUAGUGCGGUUGAUGUAACAUUUUCUGUGGCCUACAUUGUGUGUGCUCAUUAUAUAUAAUAUAACAGUAAAAGGCUAAUCACAGGCGGCACGACCGCAUCGCCUUCAAAUCAAAUAUCUCCGCUCAAAUUUGUCGUACGCCAAAACAAAUUCGAUUACAUCUUUUCACAAAGAUUUCUCUUUCUAAAUAAUAUGGUUUGAUCAUAGUUUGGGCAAAUUUAGCGACGAACGAAACCAAAAUCUUCUCAAUUUCGGAUACUGUUCAAAAUACUAAGGACUGCACGGGCACGAUCGUGGACGUGACGUAAUCAAUACAUACUGACAAUAACGCCUUAACCGGGGUGGGACUGCAUAUCAAAUCCGACGAUAGUUUGUCGCUUGAUGCUGUCCCACCCCACGUAAGGCGGUUAAGGCGUUAUUGUCAGUAUGUAUUGAUUACGUCUCUAAAUUUGCCCAAACUAUGAUCAAACCAUAUUACUUAGAAAGAGAAAUCUUUGUGAAAAGAUGUAAUCGAAUUUGUUUUAGCGUACGACAAAUUUGAGCGGAGAUAUUUGACUUUGAAGGCGAUGCGGUUGUGCAGCGAGUGAUUAGCCUUUUACUGUUAUAUUAUAUAUAAUGAGCACACACAAUGCAGGCCACAGAAAAUGUUACAUCAACCGCUCUAAAUGAGCUCAAAAAGUCAUUAAAAGAAUGCAAAGGUAUUAUACUAUCAUGUCAACUAUAUUUUAUUGUUAAAAUGUAUUUAUUUGACUAAUUUAAGAAUGGUUUUAAAAUAGUUUUGGUUGACUAUAAAUUUGUUUAUAAAAACCGUUAAAAACCCGCAACACCUGAUCAUUCAUUCUGAGAUUGCGCCGCUGUGGUAACACUUGAAUGGUAAAAAACCGAUUUUAUAUCAAAAUUUCAGACCAUAAGCUUUUACCAUCGGCGUACCGGGCGGGGUGCGGAGGGAGCGGCAGCAGUUUGUUGGGCAAACAAAGCCAGUCGGGAAAAAUUCACUUCACAGUCGGGCAAUUUUGGCUUAUUAUAAAAAUAAAUGGGACAAAUUCUGUCAAAUUUGUGGGAAAUUCUGUCAAUUUUGUGGGAAAUAAGCUAUCUAAUAGCAAUUUUUCGUAAUCACUCAUCUCCCUCCCACGUUGACAACAAUUUUGGAAAGUUUCUCCGGAAAAUUUUUUUUUGACAACGCGGGCACAAUCCGAAGAAGUCGAGCAAAUUUCUUUCCGCCCCACCCCUAAUUUUUUCCUUCCCGUACGCCCAUGGCUUUUACUAUAGAGAAUAGGCGAAAUAUUGAUAAAUUCGUGAACCAUAUCUUCAUCACCAAUUAAUAGUGGAUGUUCUUGUUUCUGCCGUUAUACGCACUUAGGUGGAGAUGUCUGUUUGGGAUGUUUUGCCUGAGUGUUUCAGCACCAAGCAAGCUGGAAGGUUUGCAUGAACGCGGUGUCAAUCGAAUCCCUGGCAUUUGGUUUGCUAGUCCAAUGCACUACCAUCUGCAUGAGCUAGAAGGUCAUGUCGGUAGAUCAAUAUCACCUACUCGAACCCACUCGACAUCAGUCGAACCGACAUCGAGUUCAGUUGGUAGAGCAUUGGAUUAGCAAACCAAAGUCGCGGGUUCAAUUCCAACCACGGUGAAGCAAACUUUUCAGCUUAGCCAGUGUGGACACAAUUAGAGACAACAUUACAAACAUACAGUAAUUAUAGUGGACGUGUUCCUUGCAGUGUUUUUGACCACUUAAAAACUUCGUUUGUUGAAUAUAUCUCCUUCUAGUUCCAUCAUUAUUUCACCUGUCUUUUUUCUUCCAUCAGGUCACUAACGGUAACAGACUCGAACUUCAUCCAAAAAUUCCUAAAUCAAUUCAAGUGCAAAUUGAGUUAACAAUGAUAGAUGCAGAUCACAGACCAACAUUUCUGGGCCUUAAAGAUAACUUGAUGCCAAUAAAAUUUAACAACAGUAAGUAAUUUACAUGAACUAUCUCCUCUAGCACGUUAGGUUACAUUCAUCUGCGUUACGUGUUUCUAUCUGCUUGUGUGAGUUUGUUUGCCUUUAAGCACGAUAUCUUAUUCGAACUUAUUAGUAUAUAGUACGACAAUUUUCGCGAUUAAUGGACAUUGCCCAAGGACAAAGUGAUUACAUUUUCGGUAAUUUUAGAUAAAAAUUGGACGAGAAAUUAGCACACGAAAGUUUUGUUUUGUCGGACAGAGUAAAAAACGCGUAAUUAUAUAGACCAUGGUCUAAUUUAUGCAUGAUACAUAGCUUAAUUCGCUGCGGCUGUAUGAAGUCUCCGAGUGCGCACAAGUUUGUAUAUAUAUAUAUAUAUAUAUAUAUAUAUAUAUAUAUAUAUAUAUAUAUAUAUAUAUAUAUAUAUAUAUAUAUAUAUAUAUAUAUAUAUAUAUUAUAUAUAUAUAUAUAUAUAUAUAUAUAUAUAUAUUAAGUCUUCAAUUUUAAAAUUAUUGUAAAAUUUGAAAGGAAGUAGGACUAACUUAAAGCUUAUCUUUACUUGAAAGCUUAGCUGUUUAACUAUUCAAUGAUAGGCCAUAUGUUGCUUAUACAUACAGGAUAUUGUUUGGAGAUAUUACAGGAUAUUACUUUUUACUUUUACUAACAAAAUCUCAAUAUUUCAAAAAGUUAUAGAAGAUGCUCUCCAGCUUUUUUAUACACUAUAAGUAAGACAAAUUACGACAUAUAUAAGUUGAUAUUUGUUUCUGUCCUAUAAAGUCUUCGUGAAGAACCUUUUUUUCUUAUUGUUUAGGCACCUAUGAAGAUCCGGCGAACUUCGAUAUUUCCUAUAACAAAACAUCUGACACCGUAAGUAGUUAUUAAUGACAUAUCUUAUCAUAUAUAUAUAUAUAUAUAUAUAUAUAUAUACCAUGCUAGGUGGAAAAAUAAUGAGGGGUUUUAGUUAUAUAUCCACGUAAGGAGUCCAGGUAUUUUAACAAGGUCGUCCUGAACAACUAUAACGAGAUUCUAGGUUAAAUUAACCAGACUAUGGCAAGGAAUUUAACCGGAAAUAUCAAGUUAACCUAACCUAGGUCAAUCAAGAAAUUUGAACACGAGUGUUUUUAAAGUGUGGGAAUGUUCGUGAAUUACUAGAAAGCAAUAGAAUGAACUAUGCCCCAUGCUGCGAUUAUAAUAACUGGUGAUUUUAACCACCUUAACAUUAACCAAAUUACAAAUCAAUUCCUUCUGAAACAACUGGUUAAAUUUCCUACUAGAGGUGAACGGACUUUGGACUUGAUUCUGACUAAUUUAGCUAAAUUUUACCAAAACUCUGAGAAAAAACAGCCCUUCGGCUUAGCAGACCAUCUUACCGUUACUAUUUUUCCAAACUUACGGCCAAGUUCGUCCAAUACAAAGAAAUUAAUACCAGUGCGCAAAAGGAACAAGAGCUCAUUUGAACCCUUAGGAUAAUUUUUAAGCAAUAUGGAUUGGUCCGUACUUAACUCUUUGCCUACCAUCGAAGAACAGUUAAAUUAUUUUAACGACUCACUUAUGAUUGCUUUAAAUUCAAUGAUGCCCUCAAAACUCGUUAAAUUGCAUCAAAAUGACACCUCUUGGAUGACCCCAUAUGACUUAAUUGAUGACUUAAUUCACCAUCGUCGAAAAGCCUUCAAAGAAAACAACAUCUUGCUUUUCAAAUUUUAUCCUAAAAAAGUCAACCGCGAAACAAAAAUGAUCAAAUCGAAAUUUUACAAAAGCAAGAUUGAUCAUCUAAAACACGUAGUUCGGAAGAAAUGGUAGUCGAUCUGCAAAAAGAUCUGUGGUAUGUCAAAACCAAAUACCGGCAUCGGUAUAAUAAAUUACUGGAAAUGGAAUCACCGUCUACAAAUUCUAAAAUUCAACUGGCCAGUGAUAUAAAUUCGGCUUUUCUGGAACCCUUGCAAAGUUACCCGAAACUAUCCCGUAGUAGUAAAAUUGAAGCGACUAAUCAUUGGAUUCCUAAAGUUUCCAUAAAAAAACAACUAAGAACAAUCAAAGAAUCUAAAGCACCCUGUCCAAAUGAGAUUCUCAACUGGUUUCUAAAAACCUUUAGCCAUCUUCUUGCUGAACCAGUAUGUUAUCUAAUUAAUUCAUCUUUCCAAAAACAAGUUCUACAUACUAUAUGGAAAAAGGCCAACGUCAUCCCUUUACCAAAAAAUCAGACCAUCGAAGAAUUUAGCAUCAUUCCUUUACAUUUAGCGUUAUCCCUUUACCAUAAAAAUCAGACCAUCGGCCGAUUUCUCUUACGCCUACUUUAUCGAAAAUCGCUGAGCAGUAUGUUGUACAAGAAUUAACAUGUAAAACCUGCCGUUCUGAAGCAUAUAAGACCAGACCAAUACGGUUGUGUUCCUUUUUAUCCACUAAACAUGCUCUAAUAUACCUGGUCACCAUUGGCUUGAAGCUACUGACGCUACGGUUCAGAAGUGAGAGUAAUAUUGAUGGAUUACAAAAAAAGUGUUCGAUUUAAUAGACCACAAUUUGCUGAUGUGUAAAUUUGAGAGCUGUGGAAUCAAUCGCAAUAUUUUAAACUGGAUUAACGAUUUUUUAAGUGAUCGCAAACAAAGAGUUAAAUUGGAGAAUGAUAUCUUCUCAAGUUGGACAAGGUAUCAGCCGGCGUUCCUCAAGGCUCCAAAUUAGGACCAUGGUUAUUCUUCGUGAUGAUGAAUGGUCUAAAAAUUGAAUCAUCAGACGGAAAUGCAAUCUUCGUCGAUGAUACAACAUCCUUCGAAAUUGUGGAUAAUCUUGGGCAAAGCACCGCGCAGGUUAUUGUGGACGAAAUAUCAAAUUGGUCAAUUCAAAAUAAAUUUCAAAUCCAACCAAUAAAAUGCAAAGAAAUGCGAAUAUCCUUCAAACAAGCUCCCCCACAUUUGAUGAUUUACAUUUAAAUGGCAUCACUAUUGAAAUUCUGAAUUCAUUUCAACUGCUGGGUUCGACCAUUCAAAACAACCUUAAGUGGGACAAACACGUUGAAAAAAUUUGCAAAAAGGCAUCAAAGCGUCUGUAUUUUUUAUCCCAGUUGAAACGUACAAAAGUUCAAACUAAAGAACUACUGGAGUUCUAUGUUACGUGCAUUCGUCCCGUCCUGACUUAUGCUUGUGAAGUUUUUCACUUUAACUUGCAAGAGAAAUUAAAAUCAUCAUUGGAACGCAUUCAAAAAAGAGCAAUGAGGAUUAUUCAUGACUAUGAUACACCCUCCGAUGUUGCAUUGGAAUUAUCGAGCUUGGAAAGACUAUCGGGCUAUCGGGACAAUCACUGUGAUGAUCUUUUAUUAAAGGUCUCCCGUAAUAUAGAGGACAAAUUGCAUAAUCUUAUACCUUUUAAUACGAACAGAGACUUACGUUUGAGAAACAUUAGGACAUUUUUUGUUCCCAAGUGUAAUACGGACCGUUUUAAAAAUUCCUUUAUUAACACUACAGCCAGUCGUUACAAUGAGUUUUAUUGUAAAUGGUUUUAUUGAUAAUUUUUUAAAUUAAAUUACCUGUUGUAAACAUAAUCAAUUCAGUUUGUAAACUUUAAUUUAUGUAUAUUUAAUAAACUACUACUACUACAACCACUAUAUCACUUUUAAUUUUUCUUUUGCGUUUCCAAAAGAUAAUUGUUCAUAGUCAGUUUGAUAGAAAUAUUUUUGAUUUUUUAGAAGCCAAUUGAUCCAAGAACUGGUUGUAAUGUGCAGGGCUGUUUUGGCGAAUGUCUAAAGGCCUCUGACAUUGCCACGCUGUUGAAUGAUGACGAUGUAAGUGCAUUUCAUUUAAGGAAUUAAGGGGAGAGCGCUGGCGCUCAAUGGGUUAAUUCCAGUGCGCUUAUAUAGAGGGCUGUGCGACGCGCUGAUGUCGCGCUGAUCGAUGUGUGAUGUGGAAAAGGACUGGCACGAGCAUGCUUUUCGGCAAAAGUUGACAAGGGGCGUGAUUUGUCCUGCUGUUGUAUUUUUGCUGUUAUUUCAUUAACUACGAAAUUCUUCAGGAUGUUUUUGCACUGUAACAACAAAGUAGUUAGUUUGUCUAGUAUGUGAGUUGCCAGUCUGCGAGUCUGCGAGUUGCGAGUUGUGAGUCUGCGAGUUGCGAGUCUGCGAGUUGCGGGUCUGCGAGUUGCGGGUCUGCGAGUUGCCAGUUUACGGUGGAGAUUUAUUGCCUCGAAAACGCUCACUUAAGUGUAAUUUUGUGUGUUUCUGACGAAUUGAUCUUAUAUUUUAUACUUUGCCAGAUCUUUUUAUUCUAAGAAAUGCUCUCGUUUCACUUUUUUCGAAUUUUUCAAAUUUUGCCGGGAAAAUGACGUCAUCCUUUUGGCGCCAAUAUGUUGUUUAUGUGUUAAGACUUCCUUAGUUAGUUUUUCAAUAGAUAAGAUGUUGUGCAAACUUCAAAACCAAAAAUAUAAUUGCAUUAUCUUGAUUCGAUCAAGAAUUAUAACGGAUGGAACGUUCAGAUUUCGGCCAUUUUGUUACUAAAAAUAGCUUACUGAAAAUUCCAUCCUUUGUAACUCUUGAUUGAAUUAAGAUAAUUCAAUUAUUGUUUCGGUUUAGAAGAUAAUAUAACCACUUAGUUUUGAAAAAUUAACUAAGGAAGUCUUAACACUUAAACAAAAUAUUGGCGCCAAAAGGAUGACGUCAUUUUCCCGCCAAAAUUUGAAAAUUCGAAAAAGUGAAACGAGAGCAUUUCUUAGAAUGAAAAGAUCUGUCAAAGUAUAAAAUAUAAGAUCAAUUCUUCAAAAGCACACAAAAUUACAUUUAAGUGAGCGUUUUCGAGGCAAAAGUCCCCACCGUAAACUCGAAGACUCGCAACUCGCAGGUAUCGUACAGUAUGAAUGCUUGUUUGGCCUAUAUAGUUGAACUUUAAAAGAAUCAUUGAGGAUAAUGACUCGUGUUUUUGAAGACUUGGAUGAAGGGAAAUUUUCGAAACAGCAUUCCGACAUGUUAUCAAGUCGUCCAAACUACGAAAUUCAUUUGAUAGUAAAGAUUAUAAUUAUGUGCUUAUCUCCAAAGGUUUUCAUAAGGCUGGGAGAUGAGCAUUUGAAUAUACAUGCAGUGUUGGAAAGUGAGGUAUUUAAUUAAUAGCCGAAUUCAUAUUAGGGACGGGAAACUCGUCUUAGACGGGAAACUCGUCUGUGAAUACCCGUCUGAAUAUGAAUUUAGGGACGUAUAAAUUCGAAUUUAAGACGAAUUUCCCGUGUAGAUGAGAUUCCCGUCUAAGUGUCUAACUUUCCCGUCCGUUUAGACGGGUAAGUUAGACGGGAAAGUUCGGACGGGAAACUCGUCUGCCCCCGGAUUCAUAUUAGACGAAUUUCCCGUCUAAGACGAGUUUCCUGUCUAAGACCGGCUAAUUUUGCGAGUUAAUUUUUACCUCGUUACAAGAUAAACAACAAUUGUAUUUUGGCUAUUUCAUGAUUUUUUGUUAUUAUGUUAUUAAUUUUGUAUGAUUUUUAAGGCAUUCAAUUGAAGAAAUUCUGAUCCGUAAACAUAUUUUAGUUCUUGGCCAUUUAAUAAAAAUACGACUCGCUCGGACGUAUGUUGAGCGCAAUACACGAAAAAGUUUCGGCACAACUUUGACCGGCUGGCUAAGGCGACUUCUCGUAAGGAUUCGUUAAGAAAAUACAAAUUGAAGUUGAGCAUUUCUUGAUUUUCAACUGAUAUUUAAGAUCAACUAGUGGUUAAAACCUAUUGUGAGUUGUAUUCUAUCGGACAUAAACGAUGUAUGUGUACAUACAAAGAGUUUCAAAAACCUAUCACGUCAUGCUUCUUGCGAAAACAACCAUUCGUAAGCCUUCGUAAGCGUUUUGAGCAAAAACUCUACACUUUUCAGUGAUACCUGCUAAAUUAUCGUAUGACAUUAGAAUUUUACUCGCAAUAUCUAUUUCUUCAUCAAAAUUGACUACAAAACAGUCAAUAAUUCCAGCCCAGUUUUCCCGCCAUAUUUACCUUGCUAUCAUAAGACAACGUCGCCAUAGUAACAACUCAGCGCGCUAAUUGCCGUUACACCGCCCUCUAUACAAGCGCCCUGGUUAAUUCGCACGCCAAUCGUAACUCAUUUAGCAAACUUUACUCAAAAUUUGCUGUAGUUUGAUUUGAUAGUCAGCAUUUCAUGCUUAAUUACUUAUUUUGAAUUUUAUUUGAAUUUUUCUUGCGAAUGUGCAGCUAGCUUGCGUUUAAAUCUCUUCCGUCCUGUAACAACACCGCGAAAAAACGUCUGCGCAUGCGUGGGAACAAAAAAGAUGGCGAUGAAUUUCAACCCAAAAUUAUAAACAAAAACAUGGCUAUUUAAUUAUUUAAGGUAAUUGAAACAAACAAAAAAUACACUAGACGGGUAGUUUAGACAUUCAUAAAAAGUUUUCUAACAUUUAAAAUCUAAAAAGAGACAGAAUUUAAAUAAAAAAUUAUCGUUUAUCACCGGGAGGCGUGUGAACAUUUUUUUUAAAAAUUGACGAAUGCUGAACUUAAGCACAAAAGUUAAGAAAACUAUCGAAUAGUUAGGAAAUUUGCACACGAUUUAAUUGUAGAAUAACUCAUUACCUUUAAAUAUAGUCAACGCAAAAAUUAUACAUGCCACGCAAAAAAGUUAUCAACAAAAAUGUGGUUCAUAUGAACCUACGAAAAAUGUGUUUCUAUUGUUCAGUUAAAGAACGUUUUAUACAAUAAAUUUAUCGACAGUCACCUUUGGUUUAUUUUCUUGCAUAAUACUACUUCUUGCACAUGUAGACUAUAAUUAUUUCUAGUUUUUGGGUUGUCACGUUCAUUAUUCCGCUUGUAUUUUCAUACAAAAGCAGAACAUCGAAGUCGCUUCCAUUUUGAGUUUUUGACAACAUUCGGAAAACUUGACAACAUGUUCGCAAUACAGAUUUCAGUAAUGGUGACGCAUGCGCAAACGUUCUUCCGCGGUGUUCCCUCUAUCUCUAUUUCUAGUAUAAGAUUUAUAGAACGCAAGCGUUGCUAGGUCGAUAUGCGACCUUCUACAACUGUGCCGAAACUGGGUGGAAAAUUUUUCGUCUCGCAGCCAUGAGUUUAAAACGUAAACAAAUCUAAACAAUUUUAACAGUCAUGCGGUGUAAUAAAAAAAAUGUUUCUUGGGCCAUUGGCCAUUGCAAUGGGCCAUUUUCAAAUUUGAUGUGGUUGCCAUGAAAAUCCACGCGAAGUAAAAGCCUCGUGCGCCCGAGGCUCUGAUCUCAAGAUAUUGUCGGUAUCCAUGGGUUUUCCAAUGUAAUUCUGAAAUGGCUUACCAUGUUCGCCACCCUGUGCCGUGGAUAUACCGGCGUUUGAAACGUGUAUUUUGCUUACUAUUUAGAAUUCGCGUCAUUUUACCAAAGAGUUUAUCCCUGCAUCGUUAUCUGACAUUCAGAAAUUAGCUGAAUUUAAAUCUCCUUUAUUGGCUGUCAUUACCAACAGAAUUGUUCAUAUUGAAAAAGUGGAAUUGGUAUGACAAUAUUUAGUUGAUAUUAAUGAAUAACAUAUGUUCUCCUUUGGGUAAUUGUGCGGAGUUUCUGGAAGGCACUACGAUUCUCGGCAGAUAUUUUUGUAUUCUAUAUUUUUCUACCGUAAGUGUAACAUUUAUUGGUAUACCCAGAGAAGUACUUCUUUGAAUUUAAAAGUAUAAUCUAGCUAGUAAACAACGGUGUUCCUUUUAAGAUCACAGAAGUUGGUGAUAUGGGAAAUUUAGAAGAGUUCAUUGAAAUGCUUGGAUGUACAUUAGAAAAUGGCCUAAGAUACCUAUCACAAAUUGGAGAAGCUGUAUCAUUUUUACAGAUUAGAAGAUUCAUACAUCGCAAUUUGCGAGCUUCAUCAGUCUUUAUCUACUCGGAUGGAAAUGUAAGUGAAAUCGCUAAAUUUUCUUUCUAAAACUCUCAGUUCCGUUUAUAUAGUAUAAACUAUUUUUAAUGGAUUUAUGAAAUAAAUUAUAUUAAAAAUGAGUGGAAUAGUUUGUUGGUUUGGGGGUUCUGGUUUUGCAUCCCUACAUUAUGAAACAAAGCACUGCAAUCCCCCUCCUUUUGUCAUUAGGAACUCUUCUCGCCUACUUCACACUUCGUUUGAUUGGAAGUAAUGGCUGUUCCCCCAACUCUGUGUGUUGUACGUUGUUCUGCUGCUGCUUCUAUGUCAGUCGUCCACAACUUACGCGUAAAUUUAUAUUCGAAUGUAAUUCUAUAUAUGCAAAAUCAAGACACCAUUAUAUUCAAGUAUGAAGUUUGAAUAAACGCGACCGCCAUAACGCCAUUUGUCCAAAAUGUCUGGUGUUCGAAAAGUUUUACUUUUUUGAAAAGGGUAUAAAUAAUGCUGAUAUAUUAUUGAUUAACUUUAUAAACUUCACUAAUGCUUUCUUUUUCCCGCGGAUGUCAAUAGCCAUGCGGAAUUAGUACCCUCGUGCCAGGCUUACACCCGGAAAGGUGCUCCGCUCCGUUGGCUCGAGAAUCAUUGCUAUUCUCGAGUGCUGAGAACACUGCUUUUCCACUAUUAGUAGUACUACUCACUCUUCCGGAGUGGUGGAUGUGAGCCGAAUCUGUUCCUUGUAACGAGAUAAAUAUGCCAGCUAUAAUAAUAAAUUAAUGUAUAAUUUUGCCGCACCUUUCAUAUAAAAAAAUAUUUUUGGGUUACUGAAAAAGUUAUUUAUUGCAACCUGUGGGGUGUAAUUUCUGCAAAUUUAAAUGUCAUAAAGUUUAUUUACCGUCUGCAUAGUCAUGCUUUUAAAUUAAAUUAUGCCUUUCGGUAGGUGGUAGAACAUAUGUAUAUGACUAAAACGAAGAACAUAUGUAUAUGACUAAAACAAUUUAAUUAAUGUUAACUUUAGGCCAAACUUGCAUGUUUAGCCCGAGUAAGAAGACUGAAACCUAGUUCAGAUGACCAUUCAUCGACGAUACCAAUCAAGUUUCCAAUGCCCCAAGACUCUCUGAGAUGG